This is a messenger RNA of Rubroshorea leprosula, 1227 nucleotides long. NCBI's taxonomy places the organism in Eukaryota, Viridiplantae, Streptophyta, Magnoliopsida, Malvales, Dipterocarpaceae. The record is from the annotation of a GenBank genome assembly.
UCUGCUCUUCCCGACCCCCCUCUGCAGCCGAACAAGAAGCAAGCCCGAUAACAGCCCUCCCUUGAGAAAAACCGGUAGGAAACUCGAUUUUGGCCUUUCUUUCUUGUCCAAAAACCAGAUUUGAGCCUUGAAAUCUUCCCCUCUGCUGCAGAAAUCCCGGAUCUGCUAUGCUCUGCUCCUCACCGCCGGCUGCUCCUGCUUGUGGGGGGGCGAAUUGCUUGGGCUUUGGCUUCGGUCCCUGCUGGGAAAUCUGGUAUGUUGACAGCUCCAAGCCCGAAAUUUUAUUAGUUAAUUACUGCCCCAUAAGCUGUCCGAAUGUUUGCUAAAAUAGGGGAUAAUUCCGGUAGCUUUAGGACCAUGAUUUAGCUUAAUUGAAGUGAGAUUUAUGUGAUUGAGUCUUAAUUGAUUGCUGUGAUAAUUUUGGAGAAAAUCCUGUGAAUUAGCUAGUGUUUUGGCCAGUUUUUGGAGGUUGGAGUUACUGUUCACGUCGUGGGUACUGUUCACGGGGCACUGUUUACGACACUGUUCAUAAAUUACUGUUCACACACCGAGGGUCAACAAUUAACGGGGAUUUAAAUGAUUAGUUUGUGAUAUAAGAACGAAUUUGGAGAUAUUUGAUAAUGUGGAGAUUGAUAGGAAUAAUAUCGUGAUUAAGGGUAAUCCUAAUGAAGUUUUCAGUGUGAAUUUAUAGUAGUACGAUAAUUAAUUCUGAGGUGUUUUGAUUAGGUUUCCGAUUGUUUUGUCAAUUAGCAUUGAGAUCGAGUGUUCGGUUUUAUGCGAGUGAGUGACUCUGCUAGUGGGGAUUAUACGCUAGCACAUGUCGACAUGUUAGUGAUAGAGCCGGUUCGUUCAACCCUGCUAGUGGGGGUUAUACACCAACAAAUAGUGACCUUGCUAGUGGGGAUUAUACACUGGCCAUGAACUAUAGAGGAGACGUCCAUUUUGUUCUCGUACUGUAUCCGUCUUUCGUGAUUGCACUUGUUGGCAUGCUAUAAGUUUAGUAAGGGCACUCCAUAUUUACUUACUGAGAUAUUUUAUCUCAUAGUUUUUCCUUGUCCACCAUUUCAAGAAGUGAAAUUGAGGACGGGGAAACCACGAGAAGUGACGAGUUAGAAAGCUAGUCAUUUUGAGAUUGAUAUAGAUUUUAGAAAUAAACCAUGAUUUUGUAAACUCGACUUUAUUGGAGAUUUAUGAUAUUAUAGCAAAUUAUAAAUUUUGAUCUUCAGA